This is a messenger RNA of Oxyura jamaicensis (ruddy duck), 2812 nucleotides long. It is a transcript of the gene ISCA1, whose product is annotated as iron-sulfur cluster assembly 1. Gene Ontology annotation, molecular function: 2 iron, 2 sulfur cluster binding. The transcript is spliced from 4 exons. The record is from RefSeq and is a predicted model, not a curated record. Gene Ontology annotation, biological process: iron-sulfur cluster assembly. Gene Ontology annotation, cellular component: cytoplasm; mitochondrion. NCBI's taxonomy places the organism in Eukaryota, Metazoa, Chordata, Aves, Anseriformes, Anatidae. The coding region runs from base 74 to 463 and encodes 129 amino acids.
AGGGCGCGGCGCGGCGUCCCCGUCACGGCGUGACGUCGGCGGUGCCCAUGGCCGAGGGCAGCGCGGGGGGGCCAUGGCCUCGUCGGUGGUGCGGGCCACGGUGCGCGCCGUCAGCAAGAGGAAGCUGCAGGCCACGCGCGCCGCCCUCACGCUGACCCCAUCAGCCGUGCAGAAGAUAAAACAACUUCUUAAAGAUAAACCUGAGCAUGUAGGUGUGAAAGUAGGUGUUCGUACAAGAGGAUGCAAUGGACUCUCUUACACAUUAGAAUAUACAAAGUCUAAAGGAGACUCUGAUGAAGAAGUAGUUCAAGAUGGGGUUAGAGUGUUUAUUGAGAAGAAAGCACAGCUGACACUUCUAGGAACUGAAAUGGACUAUGUAGAAGACAAACUGUCCAGUGAAUUUGUCUUCAAUAAUCCAAACAUCAAAGGAACAUGUGGCUGUGGAGAAAGCUUUAACAUCUGAAACUUAGGACUAAUUUUUUGACUUUGAACACCACGAAACACUUGCUGUUUUUCUUUCAGAAGCAAAUGAAUUUUCUUCAGGUUCUUAGGCUGUGUCAAGUGUGGAUGCCAUUAAGGAAAAUAAAGUUAAAGCAUAUUGAAAUUUUAAAUUGUGUGUUAUAUUCCAGCACUGAUAUAGUUAUGCUGUAAUAUGUGGUGAGUUGGGAUCCAAAAGGUAAGAACAGUAAGUGCUAUAGCAACAUCUCUGUAUUCUCACAUGCCAAGGAAAUAAAUUUCACCGUUCUUUUCCUUUGUCAUUUUCUUUGUCCACUAUACUCGCAAUUCCCCAUCCAAAACCCAUGGAAUUAUCAAAAAUAUAUUCUGAUUUGAUUUUUUUUUUUUUUUUGGGUGGGGGGAAAUAAAAUCACCAUUUAUAUGUAUUUGUUUAUAUACACAGAUCUAUGGUCUUCUGCUUCAAAGUUCACUGAUUAUGUAGAUGCUUACUUUAUGUUCUUAGAUUUCUGAUGGUUUCACGUUUUUUAUGUGUAGGUUUUCUGGUAUCCUAUUUUCCUGUAAAUCCAAGGAAGUCCAAAAAGAAGUUAAUGUAUUAAUGUAGUAGGCAGUUAGAGCACCGUUUGUAGAAAUACUUCAAAAUAUGCUAAUCCAGUUUUAAUCCUGCUCCUUGCCUUGUUGAAGGCAGAGCCUAUGUUGUUUCUGUUUCAACAACCUGAAACACAUUCAGGCACUGGAGUGCUAAAGCAGGAGUAAAGCAGGUCUUGUUUCUCACAUUUCUAUUGUUUGUCCUCAUCCUUCUUGAUUUAAAUUGCAAAGUUGGUAACACUGCUCAGAAUUCAGAUUUCAGUGGUCACAGAAUGUGUAUAUGCUCUCAAGUGCUGUCUGUGCACCAAGCACCAAAGCUAUAUGCAUGGGGUUUCUUGAGAGAAAAAAAUACUUUUUGUAGCCAUGUGUGCUAUUAAUUUUGUUAGAAUUUGAACUCUGUGGUGACAGUGUAGGUACUAGGAUUCUUCCCUUACAAAACUUAACGGUAACUUCUAUUUAACUCCCAUCCUGAGGUCAGUUUAGUAACAGGAAGUCUUUGUGAUUUAAAAACAAAAAAAACUUGUAUUUAGUAGUUGUUUAAAAUAAUCUAGUCAGUAAUUAAUUAUACUUACAGGAUGCUAUUUUUUCUUUGGGAUUAAUGUACUUCCUUUAAUCAGAUUAUUCCUUUUCUAAGAUGGUGUUUUUCAAGCUGAUUGUAUUCAGUACUUCUUCCAUUGGAGCUCAGGCAGAAGUGUGUUUCUCCAGGCCUUCCCAAAGCUGGUAGGAAAAAAAGUACUCUUCCAUCCUAAUGUGUCUCUAAUUUCCCUGAUUGUCCAAAGAGGACACUGUGCAGCUUAGCUACUUACUUGUGUGGAAGAGAUGGUAACUUGUCUGCCUGGGAAACUGACCUGAGCAGUUGGUCAAAAGGCUGGAAGUAGGAAGCAGAGGACAAGAGGGACUAAGGCUCCUAGAGUCAUGCCACGUGCCUGUGAACAACUUUACAGCAGCAGUGUGUAAGGCUGUGGGAUUGCAGCUGGGUAGAUCCAGUUUGAGAAAAGUUGUACAGGGAAGAAUAAAAAUGAAAAAAUGUGUAUUGCAUAAGAAAAGAAAGCCAGAAUUUCCAUAACUAUAGUUAAUGUUAAGUACUUGAAUUUUAGUUGUAUACUGUAUCAGCUUUUGAUGUAAAAAGCCUUUUUCCUGCAGUGGUCAACUAUUGUACAGAGUUACUUUAUACAGUAAUUCAGGAAUAACUGGUAGUACACUGGUUAGCUGAAUUUAUAGUGCUGUAUGUCCUUUGGUCUUGCCAAACAAACAAAUCCAGUUAAUGUGAUACAGCUGAAUCAGUAUGUCUAAAACUCUUGAGUUAAGGGCAUCUCUUCAGAUUACAUUUCUAUGCUUCUUGCUAGGGGAUAAGACUAUGAAUGUAGUAGCACUAGUGUUUCCUAAGAAUGCAGUUAUUUACUCAGCUUGUUUCAGUGUGCGUUUGUUCUGUUUUGGAAGGGAGGGUUGGGUUUUUUUGUUAGUUUUGGGGUGUUUUUUUGUUUUUUUUUUUUUUUUUGGACCUGUGGUGCUCACAGCAGUCCUUUUCAUGUGUUCUGUGUAUAUGCCUUGAAUGAAAGUUUGCACUUCCAUACACCCAUGAAAUAAUCCUCUAAGAAUUAUCAAUUUACUGACACUUAACGCACAGUGUGUUAAAGUAGGCUUCUGUAAAGUGCUAUUAACAGUUAUAUAGGAACAUGGUUUUGUCAGUCGAUACAUUAUAAUUUUGUGCAAUACUGUAUGUAGAGUUCUCAGUUAUAACAAUAAAUAUUGCCUGUUGAUAAACAUGAAA